GAAAAAGAAAUCAUUCUUUAUUUGACGAAGAAGAAAUAAGAAGAAAUAUUUUAAAAAAUGUCUCUGUUUCCAUUUAUUUUUUCCGAUUGGUGGGAGGAUUUGGAACGACCACAUCGUCUGAUGGAUCAAAAUUUUGGUUUAGAAUUGAAUCCUGAACAACUUUUAACUAUUUCAAAUAGAAUGGACAUCCUAAGACAAAUGGAAAGAUUCCCAAUGAGUUAUUAUCGUCCAUGGAUCGAAUUAGUUCGUCAGAAAGACAAUGGUUUUUCGACUGUUAACGCUGAUAAGGAUAAAUUCCAGGUUGUUCUAGACGUUCAGCAGUUUCAACCGAACGAGAUUGACGUUAAAGUUGUUGAUAAAUUUGUAGUUGUUACGGCUAAACACCAAGAGAAACGUGAUGAACAUGGAUGGAUCUCAAGACAAUUUGUUCGUAAAUAUAUAAUUCCUGAACAGUGUGAUAUCGAUCAAGUUACAUCGAAAUUAUCUUCCAAUGAUAUCCUGACGGUUAUUGUACCGAGAAAGGAAGUACCAAAGAUUGAAAACGAAAGAACGAUUAAGAUCGAAUAUACUGGAAGACCUGCGAUCUAAAUUAUUUUUUA
This is a messenger RNA of Vespula pensylvanica (western yellowjacket), 599 nucleotides long. RefSeq names its product protein lethal(2)essential for life-like. The record is from RefSeq and is a predicted model, not a curated record. Gene Ontology annotation, molecular function: protein folding chaperone. Gene Ontology annotation, biological process: response to heat; protein refolding. The coding region runs from base 58 to 588 and encodes 176 amino acids. Lineage: Eukaryota; Metazoa; Arthropoda; Insecta; Hymenoptera; Vespidae. The transcript has a single exon.